AUUGGUAUAAAACAAAACCUUUAGUGAAAUGUCUGGAUUAGGAAUAGGACUGGGGUUGAUCAUUAAAGAAUGGGAUAUUAAAAUCAGGUUUAACAUGUAAACUAAGGCGAGGACUUGCCCCAAAUAUAUAUAUAAUGUAUACUGCAUUACGUUUUAAUAGUAGCGAAAAAUAGUAUUUUUAAAUAACGCAGGUUCACAAACCACCAAGACACUGCUGAUAAACAAAACAAGAUUACGUUUUAAUAGUAGCGAAAAAUAGUAUUUUUAAAUAACGCAGGUUCACAAACCACCAAGACACUGCUGAUAAACAAAACAAGAAGUUGGGAAGCCAUUUCAUCCUUCACCCCUGUGCUUCUCUCAUCACGUGAUGUGAGUACCAGCUGACUCCGGUACGGUCUGAAUGAUACUGACGCUGAAGACUUGGAGCUGAUAAUAACUGACCAGAAUCUGAGAAAAGCAUUAACAAGACCGAGACAGGCAGCAAGGGUCAUUGUGUCGUAUACCAGCUAAAACGUAUUAAAAAAAAAAAUACAUUGCAUUAUCAAAAUAUAUACUGUAGUGAAACCAGAUCCUUAGCUCUGCUGCUUCUGCAUUUACCAAGAUGUCAGGCAAAGACAGAAUCGAUGUCUUCCCAUCCCGAAUGGCACAGACCAUCAUGAAGGCUCGAUUGAAAGGGGCUCAGACCGGACGCAACCUUCUGAAGAAGAAAGCCGACGCCCUGACCAUGCGCUUCAGACAGAUUCUUCGGAAGAUUAUUGAGACCAAGACCCUCAUGGGGGAAGUGAUGAGGGAAGCUGCUUUCUCAUUGGCUGAGGCCAAAUUUGCAGCUGGAGACUUUAGCACUACUGUAAUCCAGAAUGUUAACAAAGCUCAGGUGAAGGUCCGGGCUAAGAAAGACAACGUAGCAGGUGUGACUCUGCCUGUGUUUGAGCACUACCAUGAAGGAGGAGAUAGUUACGAGCUGACCGGUCUGGCACGAGGAGGUGAGCAGCUUGCCAAACUCAAGAGGAACUACGCCAAAGCUGUGGAGCUGCUGGUGGAACUGGCCUCCCUGCAGACUUCCUUCGUCACUCUGGACGAAGCCAUCAAGAUCACUAACCGACGUGUUAACGCUAUCGAACACGUGAUCAUCCCCCGUAUCGAGCGCACGCUGUCUUACAUCAUAACUGAGCUGGAUGAGCGAGAACGAGAGGAGUUCUACAGGUUGAAAAAGAUCCAGGAGAAGAAGAAGCAAAUCAAGGAGAGGAAUGAGAUUGAGAGGGUGGCUCGCUGUGCCAAGCUGGGUGUGGUAGAAGAGCCAGCCAACAUUCUGAUGGACGAGAGGGAUGAAGACCUGCUGUUUGAGUAGCCACAGGGACCAGCACGCCGGGCUCCGGAUUACAUGUAUAUCAGUUGUAUUUAUUGUGAGCGUUCAUGUUGUCCUGCGAUGUGUGGAGAAAAACAAAACUGUUUUACUGUUUAUUUUGUCUAAAUACAAAUACACGGUUGUAUUUGUUCCCCCAAAAGGUGCUUUUGUUGUUGUUAUCCAGAAAUGUAUGCUGUUCAAUGAAAAACUAUAACAGUAUUCCUGUUGUCUGCAAGUGAAGGUUCUUUAUGAUUUAAAUAACUGUUGACUUGAUUGUUAAAUACUCUGGAUUUACUAAUAAAGUAACUCAUCAAGGUCCAGUACAGAUGGGACCUGCUCAA
Molecule: messenger RNA, 1686 nt
Organism: Acipenser ruthenus (sterlet)
Lineage: Eukaryota; Metazoa; Chordata; Actinopteri; Acipenseriformes; Acipenseridae
Product: V-type proton ATPase subunit D
Exons: 9
Coding region: 602-1348 (248 amino acids)
Cellular component (GO): proton-transporting V-type ATPase complex
Molecular function (GO): proton-transporting ATPase activity, rotational mechanism
Source: RefSeq, a predicted model, not a curated record